This is a messenger RNA of Ziziphus jujuba (common jujube), 1996 nucleotides long. RefSeq names its product protein PSK SIMULATOR 1. The record is from RefSeq and is a predicted model, not a curated record. The transcript has a single exon. Gene Ontology annotation, biological process: positive regulation of growth. Bases 315 to 1760 code for a protein of 481 amino acids. NCBI's taxonomy places the organism in Eukaryota, Viridiplantae, Streptophyta, Magnoliopsida, Rosales, Rhamnaceae.
UCUCUGGUUUUUUCCUUAUUAGACUAUCUGUAACAGCUCAAAAACAUCCCACGAGCUCUACACCUGCUGCAUCUUCUACCUUCUCUUUUAUCCUUAUCUCUACUCUGCAACUUCCCACUCUUCAAUUAUUUCUCUCACCCAUUUUCUUUGUUUUUAACUUUCCUCUCCAUUUUUCUUUUUUCUUUCUCAUCAAACAAACAGAAUAAACUCUUCAAAAUAUACAUAUACAUUUCAUCAACUUUCUCUUAUAUCGAUCUUUCUUUUAAUAAUAAUAAUAAUAAUAAGUUUUAAGAAUCCUUUCUCUUGUUUUGUAUAUGGCGCUUGAAACAUGGUUGAUCAAGGUAAAGACUGCUAUAUCGAACAAGUUCGAUGUGGUAGUAAAAUCUUCCGCACCCCAUCCAAAACCUAAAAGGAAAUGCAGCAGCGUCGGCGUUUUAGCCUUCGAGAUCGCCGGCCUAAUGUCAAAGCUUCUCCAUCUAUGGCAAUCCUUAUCUGACAAAAACAUGAUUCGGCUCCGAAACGAUUCGAUCUCACUCGAAGGAGUCCGAAAGAUCAUCUCCAACGACGAAGCUUUCCUUCUCGGCCUCGCCUGCGCCGAAAUGGUGGAGAACCUCCGACUCCUUGCUAAAUCGGUCUCGCGGAUAAGCAAACGCUGCGACGACCCGAACCUCCAGUGUUUCGGCCAAUUGUUCGAGGAAUUCGCCAACUCAGGCCGAGACCCUCACGGCUUGGUUCUGAGCUGGAAAGAGAUGGAGACCAAGAUCAAGAAAAUGGACCGAUACGUCACCGUUACGGCCACGCUGUAUAGAGAGAUGGACGAGCUCUCAGUCAUGGAAAGCGCGUUGAGAAAAGUAGUCAACAUCAACAACGAACACGACUCGACAAAAGAACAGAAAAUCGUCGAUCUUCAGCAGAAGAUUUUUUGGCAGAAACAAGAAGUGAAGUAUAUGAAGGACAGAUCUCUGUGGAAUCGAAGCUUCGAUACGGUCACUUCUGUACUUGCCAGAUCUAUUUUCACCAUUUUAGCCAGGACGAAGCUGGUUUUCGGUAUAGGACAGCAACAAUACCAUCCUUCAUCUUUACCCAGAAGUCUCUCGGCCUCGGCUACCGUUUACCCUUCCGAUCAAAACCCUUCCACUCCAUAUCAUUUUGUGUCAGGUCCGUUAAAUUCCGCGAAAACAGAAGAAAACAAAGAAUCAGCCAUGGCUGCUGACGACGAUGAUAGUGGUUUUUUCGAGUCGAAUUCGAAGAUUUUAAAGCCUCCUCCGACUACCUUAGGUGCUGCAGCUUUGGCAAUUCACUAUGCCAAUUUAAUCAUAGUGAUGGAGAAGAUGAUAAAGUCGCCGCAAUUGGUGGGCGUGGAUGCACGGGACGAUCUUUAUUCUAUGCUGCCUAGCAGUGUUCGAUCAUCGCUGAGGGCUAGAUUGAAAGGCGUUGGAUUCUCGGCCAGCGAUCCGGUGCUCGCCGGAGAGUGGAGAGAGGCUUUGGGAAGGAUCUUAGGUUGGUUAUCUCCAUUGGCACAUAAUAUGAUUAAGUGGCAGAGCGAGAGAAGCUUUGAGCAGCAAAACUUGGUGCCCAAAACCAAUGUGUUGCUUCUGCAGACAUUAUAUUUUGCAAACAAAGAGAAAACUGAAGCCGCCAUUACUGAGUUGCUAGUUGGAUUGAAUUAUAUUUGGAGGUUCGAGAGGGAGAUGACUGCUAAGGCAUUGUUUGAAUGCAAUAACUUGAAUGGUUUGCUCAAUUUGCAGAGUUCUAGCUAGCUUAAAAAUUUCAAUAUCUAAGAGUUUCUGUUUUUAAUUUUUAAUUUUGUUUUCCUUUUGUUUUUUUGAGUUUUAAUUUUGAUUCUGAGAUCUUUAUCAUGGUUGAUUUUGAAUCGAACUAAGUUUCAGGUCUUUGAGGGUUUAUUUUGUAUUUAACCCCGAUAUGUAUAUGGUAAUCAAAUAUAUGUAAAUGAUAUGAUUUUUGAGUUAAUAUAUAAACUGUGAUAAACCACCAA